This is a messenger RNA of Hippocampus comes (tiger tail seahorse), 8641 nucleotides long. RefSeq names its product piezo-type mechanosensitive ion channel component 2-like. The record is from RefSeq and is a predicted model, not a curated record. The transcript has 54 exons. NCBI's taxonomy places the organism in Eukaryota, Metazoa, Chordata, Actinopteri, Syngnathiformes, Syngnathidae. Gene Ontology annotation, molecular function: mechanosensitive monoatomic ion channel activity. Gene Ontology annotation, cellular component: membrane.
GGGAAAAAAAGAGGGGGGGCGAGUCUGAAAACAUCUGCGCGUCGCCAGUUGACUUUUUUGGGACCCCAAAACAAAGGAGGAGAUUUGGUGUGAAAGUGAAGGCCGAAGACAACCUUUCGCUUCCUCUUCUUUGAGUCUCUUGCUGUUUUUUGUCGCGUGAGCCGGGAGCGGCCCACACGUUGGCCGAACGACUUUUUGUGCGCGCCCGCCCGCGCGUGCGUGUGGGCGCGCGAGUGCGCGGGAUGCCCCCGGCGGCGGCGGCGGCGGCCUCGGUCCCGGUCCCGGUCCCGCUCCCGUUCAGGCGGACACACCUCUGACAGUUCGCCCCGAAAGCGCGACCGGCACCACAGAGCAGAAGGGCCCGUCGUGGAUCCGGACGGGAGGGAACCAUGACACGUACGACCUCCGAACUGCUGCUGGCCGGCUUCAUCUUCCGGUUGCUGCUGCCGCUCGGCCUCACCGCAGGCGCUUUGCUGCGUUUCAACGGCUUCUCGCUGGUUUACGUGCUCCUGCUGCUCCUGCUGCCCCUGCUGCCCCAACCCGGCGCCACCUCCCUCAACGCAGGCAGCAGCAAUCGCUGCGUGACGGCAGUUUGCGUGUCCAGUUUCCUCUUCCUGCUGCUGCAGACUUUCUUCCAGAUCACCACCGCCACCCUCGCACCCGAGUACAACUGCACCUCCUGGCAGAAGGCGCUGAGUCAGCUGGGCUUAGUCAGUCUGACGGGAAGCGACGCGGCGUCCGCCGUGCGACACGUCCUUCCAGACGUCGGCGUGCUCGCGGUCGGCCUGCUGACGUGGAGACUGAGCCUGAGGUUGAGCCCUGAAGCACGCUCGCAGGUCUUGCGCGAAGAAGGCGAGGGAACCGCCGGCCACAGAAUGGCAAUCGAACUGGAACAAGUGCUCAGCAAGACCAGGAGGACGCUGGCAAACGUGAUGACCGGCGGAGGGAAAGUUCUGCUCACGGUUUUGCUCGGGCUCACAGGUGUGGUGCUGCCGUCGCUCUCCUCCCUGCCCUACCUGCUUUCUUUUCAGCUCGUGUGCACUUGGUGGGCUUGGAGCGGUUCGCUCCCGCCGCUGCUCUUCAGGGCCCUCUCGCCGAUGUCGCUCGCGUACUCUGGCGCCCACUUCCUGCUCGUCUACAGCUACCAGCUGCCGUCGCUGCAGGAGGCGUGGCCUCCCAGCCAUCCCUCUGCCAGCUUGUUCGGCCUGGUGCCCCUGGUGUCGGCGGACUGCGCCGCUCCCUGGAGGAUGCGCGUCAACCCGCGGCUCGGCUGGUUCCACUUCGUCAGCCCUCUGACGCUCGUGACGCUCUACCACGUCGUGGCCGGCUUGCGGAGGAAUCAGCUGCUGGAAGGCGGAGGGCCGCAGUGGACAGACCAAAGGGACUCUUUGGACUCCGGCAGCUGCGACAUCAGCAGCGACGUGAUGGCCACCGCCGACGAGGUCCUCAGCGACGAGGUCAUCGGCGACGAGGUCAUCGGCGACGAGGUCAUCGAUGUCGACGUCAAAAGUGCCGUCACAGCAGAGAGGCGAAGAGAGCUGUGGAGAACCGCCCAUGGCACGCGCAGCGACAGAGAUCCUUGGGAUUCUUCUGCCCCGGAUAGCCGCUCGGAGUCUCCGGCCCCGCCCGCGCACGGCACGGCCCCGGAGCCGGACGCGCCUCACUACUCCUUCAGCCGAUCAGACACGUUGGAGACGUGCGCGUUUGAAGGCGACGCGGCGGGAUGGGGCGGCGAGGACGCAGCGGCGCGAGGAGGAUCCGGCGCGGCGUCCGCGGCCUUCGGCUUCCUGCUGAAGCAGAGCUACAUCGGCGCGCUGGUGGCCAUGAUGGCCUGGUCCAUCACGUACGUGUCGUGGCUGACGUGCGCGCUGCUGCUGUGGUCGUGCACGCUGUGGAUGAUGCGCGAGCGCCGGCGCUACACGCUGGCGUCCUCGCCCUGGUUGGUGGCCUACGGCAAUCUGCUGCUGGUCCUGCAGUACGUCUUCAGCUUCGCCGCCGUCCGCCAGCUUCCCGGGCUCUUUCCCAAAAAGGACGAUCCCUGCCGGGAGCUCGCGUCAAAGCUGGUGUGUCUGCUGACCUUCUGGCUGCUGCUGCGUCAGGCUCGUACGGAGAAGACCGAGCGACAGGAAGACGGACGGGCGAACUCUCGGCCGUCCGCCGUCUGCGUCCGCGUCGAAGACGAGGAGAAGAUGGAAGCGAUUUCCUAUGAGAAAGCUCUCCUGCUGGAAGGAGGAGUUCAGAUGGAUGCGCUGCUGGCGGCGGUGACCGGGAUGUUCGUCAAAUAUUGGAUCUACGUGUGCGGCACCAUGUUCUUUUUCGUCAGUUUUGAAGGCCAGAUGGUCCUGUACAAGGUCAUCUACAUGGUGAUGUUCCUGUGCUGCGUGGCCCUCUACCAGUUGAACUAUGAAAAGUGGCGAGCCUGGCUCCGGGGCUUCUGGGUCGCCGUGGUGGUUUACUCCAUGUUGGUCCUCUUUCUGGUCUACACCUUCCAGUUCCCCUCGUCCCUCCACACCUGGACCUACUACACCGGACUCAGCACUCACAGGUUAGAGGAUCUGGGUUUGCAGAAGUUCUCGGUCCCGGUCCUCUUCACGAGGAUCUUCAUCCCCACGGCUUUUCUGCUGGUGUGUAUUGUUCACCUGCACUACUUCCACGAGCCGUUCCUCCGGCUGACCGACCUCAAAACCGUCGUGGACACGCACAACAGCACCAUCACGAGGUUGGUCCACUCCGAGGGCAGCCUUGUGGACGUGUCGGCCGGAGGAGCUUCUCGGCUCUUUGCGGAAGAGGAGGGAGUAGGAGUGGCGUCGGAGAAACAGGAGCAGCCCAAGGAGGAGUGGGGACGGGAAGAAGAAGAAGAAGAAGUGGAGGAGGGAAAGAAUUACGCCGGGAUAUUUGAGGGGGAGAGCCUGUCGGAGCACACGGCAGUUUUGGGCUCGUGGAGGUUGGUGGUGGACCGUCUCUCGGUCUUGUUCCUGCGCCUCCUCCUGUCUCUGCAGCGCCUACAGCGCCUCCUCUGGUGGCUCCUGGAACUUCACAUUUUGAAAAUCGUCUCCUCUUACAUGAUUUGGAUGGCGGUGAAGGAGGUGUGUGUGUUCAACCUGCUGUUUGUGGUGUGCGUGGCUGUGGCUCUGCCCUGCAGGGCCUGGCGCCCCCCGGUGGCUGGAGUGUGCACCGUUUGGACAUGCACGGUGGCCAUUUGUAAGAUGUUGUACCAGCUCAACAUCGUCCAGCCCGACACGUGCAACUGCACCGUGCCAGGUAACGCCUCCACCGACGUGUCUACCUCAGUCUUGUAUGCUGCUCCGAUUGACCCCGCCCAGUGGGUGGGGCUUCGCAAAUAUGAGGGAAAACUGCUGGACUAUUUGAGGCACAACCUGAUGACGCUCGCGCUUUUAGCCUUCGAGGUGACCGUUUACAGACACCAGGAACUCUACCGUCUGCGAUGCAACAAAGUCCCGCCUCGGAGCGGAACUUUGUUCCGUGACAUCAGCAGGCAUCACCUGGAUCAAAGCGUGCUGAGCUGCGCCAAGUACUUUCUCAAUUAUGUCUUUUACAAGUUUGGCCUGGAGAUCUGUUUCCUUUUGGCGGUCAACGUGAUCGGUCAGCGGAUGGAUCUCUUCGCCGUCGGCCACGCCUUGGGCCUCAUCUGCAUCCUGUCCAGGCGCAGCAGGAAGCGAAUCGGUUCGGUGUGGCCAAAGUACUGCUACUUCCUGUCGGCGCUCUUGUGCCUCCAGUAUCUCUUGUGUAUUGGAUUCCCGCCUGCCGCCUGCAAAGAUUAUCCCUGGCGGCCGCCGACUUCCAACAUGGACUCCAAUGUGGUGAAAUGGCUUUUCCUGCCAGAUUACCUGACUCCUCCGAAUCCAUUCUUCCUUCUCUACGACUUUCUGCUUCUGCUGGGCGCUUCGCUGCAGCUUCAGGUGUUUGAAGACGAGCGUGACGCUGCCGUCCGGGCGCUCGCGGGGGACAACGGCGAGGUGGAUGUAGAAGACAGACACGUGUGGGAUCCGGUCACCAGGCUCCAUCUCAGCGCCGUCCCCGACUUCAUGCUGUGCAGGUCUUACCUGGAUAUGAUGAAGGUCAUCAUUUUUAGCUACAUGUUCUGGUUUGUCCUUACCAUCACCUUCAUCACUGGAACCACCCGGAUCAGCAUCUUCUGCAUGGGCUACCUGGUGGCGUGUUUCUAUUUCCUGUUGGUGGGCGGAGACCUGCUGCUGAAACCCGUCGGCUCCAUCCUGCUCUAUUGGGACUGUCUGAUCGGCUACAACGUCUUCGUCAUCGCCAUGAAAAACAUCCUGUCCAUCUUGGCGUGCGGUUUCAUCAAGUCGUUGGUCGUCGACCACUGCUGGCUGGUUCAGCUCUUCAGCCUGGCCUGCACCAUUCGAGGAUACGCCAAGCCCGCGCGGCAGAGCAGUCAACAAUGCGAACUGCCCAGCGACGAGGCGGGAAUCAUCUGGGACGGCGUGUGCUUCUGCUUCCUGUUACUGCAACGGAGGGUCUUCAGGAGUCACUACUUCCUCUACGUAGUGCUGGACCUGCAAAACACGCAACUGCUGGCCUCCAGGGGGGCGGAACUUUUUGAGGCGUCCACCGUGAAAGCUGUGCGAGCCCGACUGGAGGUGGAGAAGAUGUCCGUGGACCUGCUGAAGAGACAGAUGGAGAGGAUCAAAUGUCGCCAGCAGAAGUUCCGCCGAGGAAAAGAGAAAAUGCUCAGUUUGACCCAAAAGAGCCCCCGCGCUGACGGUGUGUAAGGCGAGGCGCCGGUGUCGCCGCGAUGACGUGCGAACGGACGGACGGACCCCCUUCGCUUGAUUGCGUCGCUCUUCUCUUCAGCUCAGGAAAAGACAAAGGGCAGAAGAGCGCACGGCGAUUGGUGGAGGCCGUGGGUCAACCACGCCUCCAUGGUGCGGAGCGGAGACUACUUCCUGUUCGAGAGCGACAGCCAGGAAGAUGAAGACGACCAAAAGGAUGACGAGAAGGAGGAGCGGGAGGGUCCCGACAAAUCUGCCUUUCAGUUUGUGUACCACGCCUGGAUAACGGACUCCAGAACCGCCCUGCGAGCUCGUCACAGCCAGAAAAAGGUGAAGAAGCAGAGGCCUGAGCCCAAGACGGCGUCUUGGGAGCAAAGCGGAGGAGAGGACCCGUCAGCGCGCGGCGUGACGGAGGUGACGGAGGACUCGGAGGAGGAUGCGCAGAAGGACGACAAGGAGGAGGGACCAGAUACGGUCCUCCGUCGGGCCUCCAACAUCCUCCGCUUCUGCUGGGUUCUGUUGUCGGCCCUGCUGGACUCGCUGACCGCUUGGCUGUGCGGUUUGUGUCGCGAACACGCCGACAUCUCCGCCGUGCUGCGCAUCGAGCGCUGCAUGCUGACCCAGCAGGCCAAGCGGGGUCAAGUGCCGUCCCGAGAGGCCAUCCACUUAUACUACCGGGAACAAAUGACGCGCAGUUCCGCAGAAUGGGGAACGGACUCGAGUGGUCCUGAGCGAGAGGUCCGCAUCGGCGAUACGGACGAAGACGAGAGCCCGGGAGGGGGGGGCGGAUACGCCUUCGCCCCCAGAGAUGAAAGGGAAGCCGAUGCCUCCGCGGGCCUUGCGGAAACGGACCGGCCGGGGUGCUUUACGGCUCCGUCCGGCCAACGGCGCCGAGCCAAACUGACCAGGACGAAGAAGGCGGCGUCGUCUUCGUCGUCAUCCUCCGAUGAGGCUGACCGCAGUGCCGGAGAAUCGAACGAACAAGCUCCCAGCCGCGGGUCUUCCGGGGCCGCCUCCCCCUCCUCUCAGGCUUCCCGCGGUCACGCCCCGGGUCCGGACAUCCGCGAGCAGGGAAGGGAGCGAGACGGCUCCAAAGAGAGAAGGCACGAGGCGGAGGCGGGACUAAGACGGCAGGGGACCGACUUCCCGUCCGGAGGCGCCGCCGCCGCUUCCUGUCGGUCGGCGUCUCGGCCUCAGGAGCUGACGGCGAGUGAGCUUCUGAAGAACAGGACCUUCCACAAUGCGGAACUGGAGGCGUCGGACCAUUUCUACCGCGAGCAACCCCAGCUCCUCCAGCUAUGCUACGCCUUUUACAACAUCCUGGCUUCCAGGUCAGAGACGGUGUGCUACCUGGUCAUUGUCUUGAACCACAUGGCGUCGGCCAGCUGUCUCACCUUGGUACUUCCCGUCCUGGUGUUUCUGUGGGCAACGCUGUCCGUACCCCGACCCAGCAAGACCUUCUGGAUGACGGCCAUCAUCUACACCGAGGUCACCAUCGUGCUCAAGUAUUUCUUCCAGUUUGGGUUCUUUCCCUUCAACCAGAAGCUCGAGGUGGACCGCUCAAAGCCCUUCCACCCGCCCAACAUCCUCGGGGUGGAGAAGAAGGAAGGCUACGUUCUGUACGACCUGCUGCAACUGCUCGCUCUGUUUUACCACAGAGCUAUUCUGAAGUGCCACGGACUUUGGGACCAGACCGUCUCCGCCGAGCCUCAACAUCACCGUGACGAGCAGGCAGAAUUUAGUCCGGGUUCCGCCCCCACCGACGGGGUGUCCUGGCGUGGCGAGAGCCAGGCCCGGCUCAGCGCGCCUGCGGGUGAGAUGGAGCGCACCCUCACAAAAGCGAACAUGAAGACAAAGCGGACAAAACAAGGCAGUCUGCGUUCCGUCAAACAGCUCAGCAAGUUGGACCUACUCACGGAGAAACUAAGAGAACUUUCCAUCCGGACCAAGCAGUACUGUGUUUCCAAGUGCAAGUCUCUUUCCAGUCCAGCGCGUCGGUUCCUCCGAGCUCUGGUCCGACCGGAGUACAGCGCCGUGACAGACGUUUACGUUCUCAUGUUCCUGGCGGACACCGUCGACUUCAUCAUCAUCGUCUUCGGCUUCUGGGCCUUUGGGAAACACUCGGCGGCCGCCGACAUCACUUCCUCCCUUUCGGAGGACCAAGUUCCCGAAGCGUUCUUGGUCAUGGUUCUGAUCCAGUUCGGCACCAUGGUGAUCGACCGAGCUCUGUAUUUAAGGAAGACCGUAUUGGGAAAGUUGGUCUUUCAGGUGAUUUUGGUGUUGGGGAUCCACUUCUGGAUGUUCUUCAUCCUGCCGACUGUCACCGAGAGACGCUUCAAUCGCAACCUGGUGGCUCAGCUGUGGUAUUUCGUCAAAUGCGUUUACUUCGGCUUGUCGGCCUACCAAAUCCGCUCCGGAUACCCCACGCGUGUCCUGGGCAACUUCCUGACCAAGAGCUACAACUACCUCAACCUGUUCCUGUUCCAGGGUUUCCGUCUGGUUCCUUUCCUGACCGAGCUGCGGGCGGUGAUGGACUGGGUGUGGACCGACACCACCUUGUCUCUGUCCUCCUGGAUCUGCGUGGAGGACGUCUACGCCCACUGCUUCGUCCUGAAGUGCUGGAGAGAGUCCGAGAAGCGAUACCCCCAACCUCGGGGUCAGAAGAAGAAACGAGUGGUGAAGUACGGGAUGGGAGGCUUGAUCGUUCUGCUGCUGAUCUGCAUCGUCUGGUUUCCUCUGCUCUUCAUGUCGCUGAUCAAGUCCGUGGCCGGCGUUGUCAACCGGCCGCUGGACGUCUCUCUGACCGUCACUCUCGGAGGCUUCCAGCCCAUUUUCACAAUGAGCGCGCAGCAGAAUCAGCUGAAAGACCUGAUGGAGGAGGACUUCCGAGCCUUGGUUCGCUCCUACAGCUACACCCCAAGCGCGUUGCAGUUUCUGGAGGCGUACGGCCACGAGGACGUGACCGUGGCCGAGCUGCAGGGGAGCAGCAACUCUCUGUGGACCAUCAGUCCACCCAGCAGGCGAUACCUGAGCCAGGUGCUCCACCUGGACCACUUUCCCCUGACCUUGUCCUGGACAGUUCAGAGGAACUUAAGUCUUGGCGCGAAGGCAGAGCUGGCGUCGGGUAAACACGUGUCCUAUCUGAACGAUCAGACUCGUUUGGAACUGAUCCAGCUGCUGAAUGGCACCAGAACACUUCCUGUCGUGAUUGACGGGGUGCUGCCAUCUUUCUUACGGGCUCCCAGCGACUCCAACGCCAAACCCGUGGAGCAGCUCUACGCAGACGGCCGCUACAAGGGCAUUUUGCUGUCCCUGGAGCGAACGGCCAACGACAGCCAAGAGAUCCAGGAGUGGUGGAUCGUGGACCAACCCUCUUCCGGCCUGGUCCGUUUGGGAGGGAGCGCUCCGACAGACGCCAGGAGAGAGGCGGGGCUUCAGAUCUUUGUGUUCAGCGACAAAGUCAGCCCGCCCAGUCUGGGCUUCCUGGCCGGAUACGGCAUUAUGGGACUGUACGCCUCCGUGGUGUUGGUCAUCGGGAAAUUCGUGCGGGAAUUUUUCAGCGGAAUCAGUCACUCCAUCAUGUUUGAGGAGCUUCCCUGCGUCGACCGCAUCCUGAAGCUGUGCACCGACAUCUUCCUGGUGCGAGAGACGGGAGAGCUGGAGCUGGAGGAGGAGCUUUACGCCAAACUCAUCUUCUUAUACCGAUCGCCGGAGACGUUAAUCAAGUGGACCAGACGCUGACGGAGCGCCGCGACGUCAUCCCCGCCCGGAGGUUAGCGUUCGACCGUGUCCGACCUCGGGCGAGACGGCGAAGCCCUUUCUCGUGACUUGCGCGCGCGCUACUCGGUCCCGCCUCUGUCAAGUAUCAUCUCAAGUGUGAAAUGUUAAUA